Prorocentrum cordatum is the source of this 494-nucleotide messenger RNA. The record is from the annotation of a GenBank genome assembly. Lineage: Eukaryota; Dinophyceae; Prorocentrales; Prorocentraceae.
AUGACGGCAGAAGAUCUGGCCAACAUUCAAGUCGAGGAUUUGAAGGACACCGACGGCGCGCCAGCGCUGACGAAGGGCGUCCUGCGGCGCGCUCUGGAUCGCGCGACGGUGGCGGGCACCAAGGCGAGCGGUCAUGUCGACAUCGGUGCGGGCCUGGCCCAGAUCACCCUGAGGGACCUUCUGCAGUCCCUGUGGCCGAGGUCGGCGAAGACCGAUGCGCUGGCCACCGAGGUACAGCGCGCUACAGCCAGGGGCAUCGCGCACCUGUUCAUUCACACAGAGCUUGCGGAGUUUCAGCUGCUAUGCGCGCGUGGCUUGGGCUGUUUUCCCGACGAUGACAAGCCCGAGUCAAAAGAGGCAGCCGCGUUGGCCAGAGCGUUGCGGUGGGGAACCGCGGCGGAGAGUCAGCCGCUUCUGGCGUGGACGCCAUUGCAUCAAGCUUUCGCCACGUGGAUCGUGGCGGCGGCUGUCACAGAUCAGAUCUCGUACACGAG